This is a messenger RNA of Conger conger (European conger), 2248 nucleotides long. Its product is annotated as UBX domain-containing protein 4-like. NCBI's taxonomy places the organism in Eukaryota, Metazoa, Chordata, Actinopteri, Anguilliformes, Congridae. Bases 120 to 1712 code for a protein of 530 amino acids. The transcript is spliced from 13 exons. Gene Ontology annotation, molecular function: protein binding. The record is from RefSeq and is a predicted model, not a curated record.
UUUCGUCACCUUCACUACGUGUGCUAAUCUGUUGAGAUUAAAGGUUCCAUACAGACAACACCGAUGCAGUUCGGCGUCCCAGCGCUGAAUUGUGUCCCGAUAAUACUGUAAAUCGUAAAAUGAUUUGGUUUGAGGGUACGAUCCCCGCUGCCAUCGCCUCUGCCAAACAGCAAAAUGCUAUAUUCGUCGUCGUUAUUACAGGGGACGAUGCGCAGUCAGCACAGGUGCUGUCUUGCUGGGAAGGUGACAGAGUCGCCGAGGCCACCGAGAACUGCUGUGUUGCGAUAAAAAUAGACGCCAGUAGUGAAACCUGUGUGCAGUUUUCUCAGAUCUACCCUGUGGUGUGUAUCCCAACAAGUUUCUUUAUUGGAGAAAAUGGAAUUCCUCUUGAGGUGAUUGCAGGCAGCAUGUCUGCUGAGGAGCUGGUAAAGCGGAUCACUAAGGUCAAACAGAUGCACCAGCAACAGAUGGGGGUUCCAGAUGGGGGUCCAGCCAAUGCUAUGGCAGGGCCACAGACAGAGACCUCUUCCACACCAUCAGGUGCCACAGAACUAGCCACCCAGCAGGUCUGUCCCCCUCAGAAUGGCCCGCCCGGUUUCACACUACCACCCAGUGUGGCCAAUUGGAGCGUUUCAGCAUCAACUACUCCCAAUGAAUCCCUGCCUGGGCCACUGGAGGAGGGUGGAGAGGAAGGUCAUGUGACUCCGAAGGAGGAUAGGCGUAUGUCAUCCGACGAAGCGAUUCUGAACUCUGGAACGGGUGACAACCUCAGUGCCAAGGUGGAGAGGUUGACAAAGAAACUUGAAGAUAGACGGGAGCAAAAGAAAAAAGAAGAGGUGGAGAAGGACCUGCAGAAGGAGGUGGGACGCAGGAAGCUGGGUAAUGAGAUGCUGGACUUCAAGCGGAAGCAGGAGGAGGAUAAGACCAAGCGGCUGCUGGAGGAGAGGAACCGGGAGAAGGCAGAGGAGAAGGCAGCCAAGGAUCGCGUCAGACAGCAGAUCGCCAUGGACCGAGCUGACCGAGCGGCCCGCUACGCCCGGAACCAGGAGGAGGUGGAGGCGGCCCGUUUGGCGGCGCUGGAAGCCCGGCAGGCUGAGCAAGGAGCCAGAAAAGAGGCAUCAAAGACGGAGAGAAGCUCGACGGCGAGAAUACUGUUCCGUCUCCCUGAUGGCUCAUCUUUCUCCAACCAGUUCACUUCCGAUGCGAAGCUUCAGGAGGCUCAGCAGUUUGCAGCACAGGAAGUGGGGAACCGGUAUGGCAACUUCCUGCUGGCCACAAUGUUCCCUAGGAAGGAGUUCACAGGGGAGGACCUGGACAAGACCCUGCUGGAGUUGGGGCUCGUUCCCAGUGCUUCUGUAGUUCUGCUGCCUGAUACAGGACGUCCUACAAACACUGUGGUGCAGUCUUCUGGAGGAGGUGGCAUCUGGGCACUACUGGGGACACUGUUCUGCCCCAUACUGACCGUGUGGAGGUUGAUCAGCAGUUUCAUCUUCGGCAGUCCCCCGCCCCCCAGCACGUCUACCCGGGCCCCGCCCCAUUCCCCCGGUCCUGCCUCAUCCAGCGAACCAAAGAGUGAAUCGAUUCGCAGGCGAGUUGUGGAGAAACGACCAGAGGACUUUAAGAGAGAUGGUAAGAUCUACAGGCUAAGGAGACAGGACGACAGCGAGGAUGACAACAACACCUGGAACGGCAAUUCCACCCAGCAGAUGUAGCUCACCGAUGCCAGCUAACGCGCAAUAACACUGGUUUUUCUUUGUCACACUUAUUUUGAGCAAUAUUAAGUAUCCAUUUAUUUUCUUUUAUUUAAAAUCUUCCUCUGGCUUGAACAACUUUUGUAUCUUGUUAUCUUUGAUGUUAACAGAUUAUCCCUCCUUUGUAGGACAUUGGCAGACACUAAAACACUUGUUUAUUGCAUAACAAGGGAGGUUUGGUUCAGUGUGUGCAUUUCUCUUCAAACACAACGCGCCGUCAUUGAGUCAAACUAUGUUUAUGUUGGAAUCACAGGAGUGUGUGCGCUAUAUGCAGACGAAAGCAACACCUCCUUUUCUGUCCCAAGGAUUUGGCCUCUGUACCUAAGGAAAGCACACCGUCUUUUUGUCUUUUCAGAUGAAAAUGUGAUUGGUGUGGCAUUUUAUAUUGAGCGUUGUGCCCACACAUGCGUGUAGUCUGUACUUCUGUUUAACAAUGAGAGUGCUUUAACAGCUCAUUUAAUAAUCAGAAUUUAAAAAAAUAAAGGUUUGCAACUUUU